CGCCUGGCGGCCGUGAUGGAGAGCCUGCAGCGGCAGCAGGCGGCCCGCCUGGCCCGCGGCCCCGACGCCGCGCCCCGACGGCCCCCGACGGCGCCCGGCCCCGCGCCGCCGCCGCCUCCGCCGCCCGCCGCCGCCGCCACCCGCCGCCGCCCGGGCCCCGGCCCGCGCCCGCCGCCCGCCGAGCCGCAGCCGCAGGACGAGGAGGAGGAGGAGGAGGAAGAGGAGGAGGAAGAGGAGGGGGAGGAAGGGGAGCCCUGCGACCCGCACCCGCCCCAGCACCACGAGUGGACCUAUGAGGAGCAGUUCAAGCAGCUCUACGAACUGGAUGAGGACCCAAAACGCAAGGAGUUCCUGGACGACCUCUUUGGCUUCAUGCAGAAGAGAGGGACGCCCGUGAACCGCAUCCCCAUCAUGGCCAAGCAGGUGCUGGACCUGUACACGCUGUACCGGCUGGUGACGGACAAGGGGGGCCUGGUCGAAGUCAUCAACAAGAAGAUCUGGCGGGAGAUCACCAAAGGCCUCAACCUACCUACCUCCAUCACCAGCGCUGCCUUUACCCUGCGCACGCAAUACAUGAAGUACCUGUACCCCUACGAAUGCGAGAAGCGGGCGCUCAGCUCUCCCGGGGAGCUCCAGGCCGCCAUCGACAGCAACCGGCGAGAGGGGCGGAGGCAGGCCUUCGGGACGGCGCUCUUCAACUACUCGCCCACUGGCACCCCGACCCUGCUGGGCUCCCCCAAAAUGCCCCUGCCGGCCCUCAGCAUCUCCACGCACAGCUGCAGCCAGAUCAGCCAAGUGCACACCAUUAAGAAAGAAGACGGCGUGCUGUCGGCAGCGGUGCCAGGCCGCAUCGCCAUCCCCGUGGGACUGGCCGGCCACCACCUCGCGGCAGCCCAGGCAGCGGCUGCGUCGCAGGCAGCGGUGCUGGAGCAGCUGCGGGAGAAGCUAGAGACGGGGGAGCCUCCGGAGAAGAAAGUGGCCCUGACGGCGGAGGAGCAGCAGCGGCUCAUGCAGCACGCGCUGCAGCACAACCUCCUGGCCAUGGCCUCCCAGUUCCCUAUGAACAUCAAGAUCUCCAACCGAGAUGACAGACAGGAGACCGCAUUGAAUCUGUCCACCAACGGCAUUAGCAGUAUCAACAUGUCAAUAGAAAUAAAUGGAGUUGUCUACACAGGCGUCCUGUUUGCCCGCCGGCCCGCAGCCCCCCCAGCGCCCAGUGGCCCCGGUGGACGGAGCGCCCAGAGCCAGCCAAGCCCCAUGCCUGCCCCGAACCCGCCGCUCCCGGCCGCCUCGCACAGCCACACUCCCGCCGGCGCCUCGCCGUAG
This is a messenger RNA of Rhea pennata, 1326 nucleotides long. It is a transcript of the gene ARID3C, whose product is annotated as AT-rich interaction domain 3C. Gene Ontology annotation, molecular function: DNA binding. Lineage: Eukaryota; Metazoa; Chordata; Aves; Rheiformes; Rheidae. Gene Ontology annotation, biological process: regulation of transcription by RNA polymerase II. The coding region runs from base 16 to 1326 and encodes 436 amino acids. The transcript is spliced from 7 exons. Gene Ontology annotation, cellular component: nucleus. The record is from RefSeq and is a predicted model, not a curated record.